Molecule: messenger RNA, 2727 nt
Organism: Candidula unifasciata
Lineage: Eukaryota; Metazoa; Mollusca; Gastropoda; Stylommatophora; Geomitridae
Source: the annotation of a GenBank genome assembly
AUGGAGCUGGGGUUAAGGGUUGUCCGAGGUCCUGCCUGGAAGUGGGGAAACCAGGACAGCGGGGAAGGACAUGUCGGGACAGUCGUGGAAAUCGGCAGACCUGGCAGUCAGACCUCGCCAGAUAAAACUGUGGUUGUGCAGUGGGACUCCGGGGCUCGAACCAACUAUCGAGUCGGCUACCAGGGAGCUUAUGAUUUACGCAUAUUUGACAGCGCAACUGUUGGUAUUAAACAUACCAAUAUUAUCUGCGAUGCAUGCAAGACCCAGGGUGUGCAAGGGAUGCGCUGGAAGUGCACCAAAUGUCAUGACUUUGACCUGUGCACCUUGUGUUACAUGAACGACAAACAUGACGUCCUUCACUCCUUCCUGAGGUUCGACACACCGUCAUCUAAGGGAGUCAAAGUGCCGAAGCGAGCCAACAGCCAGAGCCAAAAGUGCCAAGCUGUUGGCGUAUUUGCGGGGGCAAAGGUCACACGAGGGCCUGACUGGGAUUGGGGCAACCAGGAUGGCGGUGAAGGCAAGGUUGGAAAGGUUUCUGACAUCCGGGGCUGGGACACUGAAUCAGGCCGCAGUGUGGCCCAUGUUACGUGGUCGUCGGGGUCUAUGAACGUCUACCGUAUGGGCCACAAAGGCAAAGUGGAUCUGAAAUAUGUGCAUGCGACAAGUGGGGGCCCGUACUACAGGGAUCAUCUGCCAGUGUUGGGUGAGUUCACAGAGGCGGAGGGCCCAGGCACACCCUGUCAGUUCAGAGUCGGAGACAAAGUGCGAUGUGACCUGGAAGUGGAUAUACUGAAACAGAUGCAAGAGGGUCAUGGCGGAUGGAAUCCACGGAUGUCAGAGUACCUGAAAAGGAUUGGGACGGUUCACAGGAUCACGGACAGAGGGGAUGUCAGGGUGCAGUACGAGGGAUGUACCAACAGGUGGACCUUCCACCCUGAUGCUCUGACUAAGGUUCGAACCUUCCACGUGGACGAUUACGUGAGGAUCUGUGAGAACCUGCAGCAGGUGAAAGAGUGGCAGGCGGGGCAUGGUGAAUGGACGGAUACGCUGGGUAAAACUGGCAUUGUGAAAAAAGUUUACGGAGACGGAGACCUCCGGGUGCUGCUGGCAAACCAGGAGUGGACUUUCAAUCCUUUGUGUUGCACACUGGUUCCCCACGGAGCAGAGGAUAUGAACAACACUUUAGGAUCUGUCCAUGACCAGAGAUCUGCAAUUCGUGACUUGCCGGAGCUGCGGUCCUCACAUGGCCAGGAGACUGGGCCAGAUCGGCUGGUCAGGGAAGCUGCCCAGGGACACAUCGAAGUGGUCAAGGAUAUUCUCAUGAAAUACCCAGACAAGGUUGACCAGCAGAGCGCAGGUAAGUCGGCUCUGCAGGUGUCCAGCCACCAAGGCCACAAGGACAUUGUCCAGCUACUUCUGUCGUGUGGGGCCAGCCUGGAGGUCAAGGACGAGGAUGGGGACUCUGCCUUGCAUUACUCCGCUUUCGGCAACCAGCCUGAAGUGAUGCACCAGCUGCUGAUGAAAGGGGCCAAAAUUGAUUCCUUGAACAACGGCGGCUGCAGCACCCUCCAUGUGGCGGUCAACAAACAGCAUCAGGAGUGUGUCAGAGUGCUGCUCUCCUGGGACUGCAAUGUCAACAUUCAGGACGCCUAUGGGGACACAGCCCUGCACGACGCCAUCGGCAAGGAGAACCAUCAGAUCAUCGAGCUGCUGGUAAGCUACAAGAGCAUUGACUUCACGCUGAAGAACAAGCGGGGCUUCAACGUCCUGCACCACGCCGCUCUCAAGGGCAAUGUGUUUGCCACGGAGAAGAUUCUGCAAAGAUGUCCGCAGAUUGUGGACCUCAAGAAAGACGAUGGCUUCUCCGCCCUGCAUCUGGCAGCCUUGAAUGGCCACCGGGACGUGGCUGCCAUGUUGUUACGUUUUGGAGCUGAAAUUGAGAUCCGGAACAACCGCCGGCAGACGCCGCUCUUUCUGGCAGUUUCCCAGGGCCAUACCUCCAUCAUUGAGUUGCUGGUGAGUAAGAAGGCGAACGUGAAUGUGACAGACGAGGACGGAGACACCUGUCUUCACCUGGCCCUGAUGAAACAGAUGGUGACUGCUGAGAAAGACAACUCGCCCGUGUUGGGUUCUAUCAGCAGUAAGCUGGGGAUGAGCGACAAGGAGGAGAAGCUGGGGGCGGUCAUCGCCUGCUACCUGGCCCAGCAGGGAGCUGACCUCAAGAAGAAGAACAACCAGGGCAAGACUCCGCUGGACAUCAUCAGUGACCCCAAGGUGGAGGAGGCAAUCAAGGAGUUUGCAACCAGUUUCACGCUAAAACAAGAGUCCAUUAAGGGGCAAGGCCAGAUCCCAGGCAAGGAAGAAUGUGAACUGUGCUGUUCGCCAACGGCGCUGGUUCGGUUCGUCCCCUGCGGCCACCAGAUGGUCUGUGUGGAGUGCUGCGUGAAGAUGAAGAAGUGCUUGCAGUGUAAGACGCCCAUUAAUCACAAGAAGACUCAAGAUGGUCAUGUCAUUAGAACUGAGGGAUCCACCUCACAGUCGGAGGAAGCCGUCCUCAAGAAACGGCUACAAGAACUCGAGGACACAAUCAACUGUCCCAUCUGCAUGGAGCGGCAGCGGAACCGGGUCUUCCAAUGUGGCCACGCCACAUGCAGUCAGUGUGCCGACUCUCUACGGAUCUGCCCCAUCUGCAGAAAGGUCAUCAAGCAGAAAAUUAAUUUAUUUUGA